CUCUCUCCUCAUUUCACCCGCUGCUCCACAGGCAGGCAGAAUCAUGGCCGCUACCCCGGCAGGUCGUGUGUUGGUGUACGGAGGCAGAGGCGCGCUGGGCUCGGCGUGUCUUCACUACUUUAAGGCUAAAGGCUGGUGGGUGGCCAGUAUUGAUAUCGUGGCGAAUGAAGAAGCGAACGCGAAUGUUCUGGUUAAAAUCUGCGAGUCUUUCACUGAACAGGCGGAACAGGUGACGUCGGACGUGGCUCGGUUGCUGGGGGAGCAGAAGGUUGAUGCUAUUUUGUGUUUGGCAGGGGGAUGGGCUGGAGGAAACUGCAGCUCGAAAGACCUGUAUAAGAACAGUGAUCUGAUGUGGAAGCAGAGUGUCUGGACCUCCACCAUCUCCAGUCAUCUGGCCUCUAAGCACCUGAAGGCUGGUGGUCUGCUCACCCUGGCUGGAGCCAAUGCUUCACUGUCUGGAACUCCAGGUAUGGUGGGUUAUGGCAUGGCUAAAGCUGCAGUGCAUCAGCUGUGUCAGAGUCUGUCUGGAGAGAACAGUGGUCUCCCGGCUGGAUCCGUGGCUGUAGCCAUUCUACCGGUUACCUUGGAUACGCCGAUGAACAGGAAAUUCAUGCCAGACGCAGACUUCAGCUCCUGGACCCCUCUGGAGUACAUUGCCCAAGCCUUCUACAGCUGGGCCACUGGUUCAGGGCGGCCAGCUUCAGGCAGUCUGAUCCAGCUGGUGACGGCAGGAGGAGUAACGGAGGCCACACCGGUUCACUAAAAAGCACCGGAGCGAUAGAAGAAGAAAGAGAAGAAGAAAAGAGGGUUCUGGAUGAGGCAAACAUUUUCUCGUUUUAUUCUGCUGCUGAAACAAAAGAUCAGAACCUUCAUGAAGAAAGAAGAACCAGAGAUCUCAUCCAUUCAGCCUUAUGUAUAGUGUUAGAAAACAGCGCCCCUUAUUGGCAGGCCUGUUCAUCUGUGUGUCUCACUCUCAAAUCAUCUAGACACUUCUUAAACCAAGACUGAAAAAGCCUGUUGCUGCUGAUCUGUAAUGACGAUUGUAACUGAUCUAUCUGUGCUCCACCCCAACUGUGUUCUUUUAUAACAAGCUUCUUUUUUUUUACAGGUGGUGAUGUACAGGAAAACAACAGUAUCACAUUAAAGACAAAAAAACAAAUAUUUAUACAAUUUUAUACACAAGCUGUGGGAGGAGGGGGAAACAUGUUACACCACAUCGCAGACAUGGCAGCCAUCCGGAACACCCCCACCUUGGAUUUGAAUUCAGUUCAUCCAAUGGGAAAAUAGGUGUGUGACCCAUCAAUCUGGUAGAGAAUUUUACCAGAAAAACCAGUGAUGUGCUUCAUAUCAACAUAACUUUAUUUGUUCAAACAGUGGAUUUAGUUUGUUAAACUCACUGUUAAGAAAGAAAUUUGUCUAAUCACUAAAAACCUUUUGUUUGCCCUCUCCUGCAAAUUCCUUUCAUCUGUCUGGAAUCUGGAAUCAUUCUUUGUCAGGUGUUGCAGUAGAAACGAGGAUGAUCUCAACAUCUUCAGUUCUGCCUCAAAAACACUUUUCUUCAUAUGGCUUGUUAAAAUAAAACACUGUUUUAACAUGAGAACAAAUGAGGUCACAUUAUCAUGAAGCAUACAGUUGUUUUUCUGAUAAAAUUCUCUACCUGUUUGAUAUAUCACACACCUACCUUCCCAUUAAUAAAGACAUGAAGUUGAAUCCAAGAUGGCUGCCAUGAUGGUGUUGGUCUUAACAUGGUCUUAACAGGUUUUCCUUAUCAGCCACAGCUUGUUUAUAAACUCUGCCAAACUGCUUCUGUUUUUUAUGGGUGUUUUCUUACUUUUGAGAAACCCUGUACACCAAUCAUGUAUAACAUUAAGCUGAUGUUUUAGAGUAUACACAAUCAGAGACACUUUGACAAGGGCCAGAUUUUAUGAUGGCUAGACGACUGGAUCAGAACAUCUCCAAAACCUGAGGUCUUGUGGAGUACAUGCCUUAGCCAUGAUUAUAUAGGUAAAAAAACAUUCUGAUUGGAUGGUGUUCCAUUAGACGUUUUGAGUUGUUGACCCAUUUAUUUCCAACUAAAAAUGUAACUGGAAAACACUUUCUUCAGAACAGAACAGGACUAGCAUGAAUAGCAUGGAUAGAUCAGUUUUCAAUAGGUACUUGCGGUUCUUAAGCUCUUUUUAAAUCUAGGCUCACAAAAUCACGUCCACCACUCUUGACACCAUCAUUCCAAAAUCAAAAGUGUAGCUUUACAUCUGUCUUUACAACAGUGUUUACAGAUGUUGUUGUUAUUCAAUAUGUUUCAAGACAUCUUUCCAAAGGAGUGGCCUUAGUCUGUGUGUGUGUGUGUGUGUGUGUGAAUGUGUUUCAGUGCGAGAGAAUCAUAAAUGAAACAUUUUACUGUGACAUCCAUCAGAAUCUGUCCUGUACCACCUGGCUGAAUGUUCCUGUGCCAUUAAACUUGAAUGAACCACUCUAAA
Astyanax mexicanus (Mexican tetra) is the source of this 2477-nucleotide messenger RNA. It is a transcript of the gene qdpra, whose product is annotated as quinoid dihydropteridine reductase a. NCBI's taxonomy places the organism in Eukaryota, Metazoa, Chordata, Actinopteri, Characiformes, Acestrorhamphidae. The record is from RefSeq and is a predicted model, not a curated record. Gene Ontology annotation, molecular function: 6,7-dihydropteridine reductase activity; NADPH binding; NADH binding. The coding region runs from base 44 to 763 and encodes 239 amino acids. Gene Ontology annotation, biological process: tetrahydrobiopterin biosynthetic process; L-phenylalanine catabolic process. The transcript has 7 exons. Gene Ontology annotation, cellular component: cytoplasm.